Messenger RNA from Prorocentrum cordatum, 885 nucleotides. The record is from the annotation of a GenBank genome assembly. NCBI's taxonomy places the organism in Eukaryota, Dinophyceae, Prorocentrales, Prorocentraceae.
AUGGUGCUCAGGCGCCCAUCUGCCACCAAGACCAAGGACUGGAAGAACGCGCCGUACGCCGGGGGGAAGAACGCGACGCCUGGCAGGGGCUUGCGCCGCGAGCAAGCAAGGCGUAAGCGCACAGUCCCAGAACUUCUGGCGGCGUCUGACGUGGAGAUCGUGAACAUCUUGCUGGGGGACAAGCUGCUCGUCGAUUGGAUUGGGGCGGCUCGUCCUUUCUGCGGGCGCGGCAAGCUCGAUGAGUUGGCAGCUCGCCCGCGCAAGGGCGAUCGCUUCGUGCACCGCUGCAACGCGAAGGGUUGCCAGAAGCACGUGUCCCCUGCCCGCCAGAACCCAAUCCUCAGCGAUCGCUCGACGUCCGAGAGCUUGCAGAGCCAGGCCGCGGUCCUACUGGCGAGGCUCACGGGGAUGUACGCGGAGGACGCGGGGCCGACCAUUGAAUGCAGUGGGCCGAAGGCAUGGGCCGACGUGGAAGCCGACGAGGCGACUUUCGACAAGCUGGACUUGACUGACGGCCCCGAGCCUUUGGAAGACCCGCAGCGCUCCGUCACGUGGAGCAGCGGUUGGGCAUUUCGCAGCGCGAAGAAGUACAAGAUCGUCGGCUGCAAGAGGGUGCUCAUCCCCCCCAAGUACGUCGAGCUGAAGACGCACGUACUCCCGUCGGGCAAGCACCUGAAGGUCAAGAGCGGCGCGCAGAUCAUUGACCGCGCGUGGUGUUCCAUCAAAGACCUCAUCCACAGGAGCGCCAACGCCAAGGCAGGAACCAAGCUGCUUGCCACCAAGGUCCGCUCGGCCCAGUGUGACUGCUGGCACAAGGACGACGACAUGCGGGUCAAGACGGGGGAGAUGGUGCAGCGCAUCAUGCGCGACCUGCUGACUGCGUGA